This is a messenger RNA of Puma concolor (puma), 1392 nucleotides long. It is a transcript of the gene ZNF789, whose product is annotated as zinc finger protein 789. NCBI's taxonomy places the organism in Eukaryota, Metazoa, Chordata, Mammalia, Carnivora, Felidae. Gene Ontology annotation, biological process: regulation of DNA-templated transcription. The record is from RefSeq and is a predicted model, not a curated record.
AUGGCACCGCGGAGGGUCGGAAGCAGGUCUAGGAAGAGAGGAGCUCGUGUGAUGGGACGGUCUAGACUGAUGGCUGCAAUCCUGCCCCAUCUCCAAGACCAGGAUGUGGAAGCUGUAUUCGUGACAACUGGGUGGAAGGAGUCGCUGUCAUUUGAGGAUGUGGCUGUGUACUUCACUAGAGAAGAGUGGGACAAACUUGACUGGGCUCAGAAGGACCUCUACAGAGACGUGAUGCUGGAGAAUUACAGGAACAUGAUCCUGCUGGGAUUUCAGUUUCCCAAACCUGAGGUGAUCUGCCUGCUGGAGCAGUGGGAAGAGCCAUGGAUCCUGGAUCUACCAAGAACUGGGACUAGGAAGGCUUCCAGUAGUGCUUGCCCAGGUUCUGAAGCCAGAUGGAAGAUGAAAAAGCCAACUCCAGGGCAGAAGAUCUUUAAAGAUUUAGAGUCGUGUAAGACAUCGGCAGUAAAGCAGCAAACAGCCAAGGGAUCUUCAGAAAAGUUACGUAAAUGUAACGAAUUGGUGGACAUUUACAGACUUGCCUUUCCCACUAUUGGUGAUGAAUGCAGUAAGAACUUCCUUCAAAACCUUCACCUUAUUCAAGAUCAGAAUGCUCAAACAGGGAGGAGGCGUGGCCAGUGUGAUGAGUAUGGAAAGCCUUUCAGUCAGAGAUCACUGUUUUUGCAGCAUAAGCAAAUCCCUCCAAACGCAAAAUCUUACAAAUGCAGUGAAUGUGGAAGAGUCUUCAGACGUCAGGCAAAUUUUGUUCGACAUCAUAGAAUUCACACAUCAGAGGACCCCUUUGAAUGCGACAUAUGUGGGCAAGCCUUCAAACAGAAGUCCACUCUUGCUGUCCAUAAACAGUGUCACCUGCAGAAAAAGCCAUAUAAAUGUCAUGACUGUGGAAAAUGUUUCCGUCAGAUGGCAUAUCUUAUUGAACAUAAGAGGAUCCAUACCAAAGAAAAACCCUAUAAAUGUAGUGAGUGUGAAAGAACGUUUAGUCAGAAUUCAACCCUUAUUCGACAUCAGCUAAUCCAUAGUGGAGAAAAACCCCACAAAUGUGUCGAGUGUGGAAAAGCCUUUGGUCGGCAUUCGACCCUUAUGAGCCAUCAACAGAUUCACACUAAACAGAACACUCAUAAAUGCAGUGAAUGCGGGGAAUGCUUCAGUCGGAAUGUAGACCUCAUUCAGCAUCAAAGAACCCAUACCAAGGAGGAAUUCUUUGAAUGUACAGAAUGUGGAAAAACUUUUAGUUUUAAGGCAAAUCUUCAUCGCCAUGAGGUCAUUCAUACUGGAGAGAGACCUUACAGAUGUGAGAAAUGUGGAAAAUCUUUUAUCUGGCGCACAAGCUUUAUUAAGCAUCAGGGUACUCACAGAGAACAGGUAUCUGUGUGA